Molecule: messenger RNA, 772 nt
Organism: Pelagomonas calceolata
Lineage: Eukaryota; Pelagophyceae; Pelagomonadales; Pelagomonadaceae
Source: the annotation of a GenBank genome assembly
UUACGUUAGUGAAUUAAACUUGGCCAGCGUUGGGCGCGGGUAGGCGCGGAUCAUGGUAGGCACACUCUCGAGGUGUCUACUCGGCCCGGUUGGCGAUGAAGCCGGCGGCGAGGAGGCCCGGCAUGAGGAUUUCGGGCACGUAGUGCAUCGGAUACUUCUGCUUGUAGGUGCCGAAGAGGUCGAACUUGGCGUUGUACGGGCAGGCGAUGGCGAUGCCGGCGACCCAGGCCAUGGCCAUCUUGAACGCGUCCUCCGUGUCGAGCUUCGUCAGCGCCCACAUGCCGGCGGCCACGGAGACGCCGUGGCCGCGCCAGGCGAAGUCCGUCAUCUUGGUCGCCUUCUCUUCAAAAUGGUCGUUCUGGAUCUUCGACGGCACGAGGAGCAUCUGCGCGGCGUAGAGGCCCCAGGCGACGUUGACGGCCUUGACGACGCCGGCCUUGUCGAUGCCGCCGCCGCGCACGGCGAGCGCCUUCGGCUGCUGCUUGAGGGCCGUGGCCGUCGCGAGGAGGGCGAGGAGCUUCAUCAUGGUGCGAAAGAUCUGCGUUGCGGCGGCGGCGUGGGCGCGGCGGCGGCGUUAGGCGGCGACGGCGUGACCGCGGCGGCGGCGUUAGGCGAAACUCGAUUGUGCUGCCCCGUUUUCGGCGCGCGGCCGCCGAAAGCGCGGGAAAGUUGGGGAGCGCGGCUGCGCCGUAGCGCGGCGGCCCGCGCGGGGGUCGCGUCGAGCAAGGGUGCAGUGGGGACGCCGCUGCGCGCGAUAUUCCGGUUCUUCUUC